Strongylus vulgaris is the source of this 242-nucleotide messenger RNA. The record is from the annotation of a GenBank genome assembly. Lineage: Eukaryota; Metazoa; Nematoda; Chromadorea; Rhabditida; Strongylidae.
AUGGCGCCAGUGCAUAACUUUUUUGCCCAAUUAAAGCAUCAGAGCUCGCUUGUUAGAGCUCAGACUGAAGUCAAAGCAGGAGAAUUGGCCGUACUGGGUAUAGCGUACCCGUCAGAUGCAGUAUACAAAGGCACAGAUGUGGUACUUUACUGUUGUGUGAAUAUGGAUCCUCAAGGACUGAUCGAUGUGGCAGGGGUUGGUUUUGCCUUGAGAUCAUUUUUUGAUAUCUUGGUACACUGAAA